This is a messenger RNA of Zasmidium cellare ATCC 36951, 3507 nucleotides long. RefSeq lists its product as uncharacterized. Lineage: Eukaryota; Fungi; Ascomycota; Dothideomycetes; Mycosphaerellales; Mycosphaerellaceae. Bases 1 to 3507 code for a protein of 1168 amino acids. The transcript has 4 exons. The record is from RefSeq and is a predicted model, not a curated record.
AUGUCCCUCAAUGGCCUCGACAACCCCGAUGUCCAGAACGCAUACCAAACGGCGGUCGCGGACGCCGGCGGCUGGUUUCUGUUGAAGUACACGUCGAGGGACGCCGUAGAGCUGCUGGGUCGGGGCAAGAAUGGCGUAUCUGAGGCGCGCAAUGCGAUCAUUGGAUACACAGAGGCGUCGCCGCUGUACGGGUUGUUGCUGUAUCGGCGGCGGAAGAUAUUGAUCAAAUACAUUCCUGACGGAACUUCGCGAUUACUUCAAGCGCGAACGACAGUCCACUUCCAAGACGUACUCGAACGGUAUUCUCCUUACGAAACGCUCCUCGAGAUCACGACCGCCGAUGCCCUCAACGACACCUUCCUCGCGGCCUCGUUCCAGCUGCACACCGCUUCGCCUUCGCACUCGUUCAGCCGACUCGAUGAGAUCCAGGAAGAUGGUGAAGAUGGCGGGGCAUCGGUGGGGCAGAAUGCAGACGCGAGCAAGUCGAGUGCCAGUCUGGCAAGCGCGCAAAGAAACAAGACGGAGAGGAGGUUGGAGCAGUUGAAGAAGAGGACGGAGCGAGCGGAACGGGCCAGUCUGUCGUCGUCGACAGAAUCACAAGCAACUGGUGAAUCUGCGCUGCCGGUGGAGCGGGCCACUUCGCCGCUGAAAACCUCCAUGUCGCAGUAUCUUGUGCGCGAAGAAUCUGGACAUACUUUCAUCACCGAGCUCGAAUCGCCGUUUUCUGCAGUGUCUGAAGAAGCGGGAGAGGAAUCACAAGCGGUGGAGAAAGAACAAGAAGCGCAAGAGCCCUCCGCACCGCAAGAACAAACGGCUGCACCACAACAAACAGCGUCAGAACCUGCGAAAUCUGCAGAAUCUGCUGAGGCGCAAAGCGUGCUGGAGGACGAAACUUCACAAGCCCCGGAAAAGGAGCUGCGCAAGCCGUCAAUUGACACUGUUGUUCCUUUGGAAAGAAGUGCGACUGCUGGCGAGCGGUCGACUAAGCCAUCCAUGGAGGACGAUCCCUAUGAUCUGAGAAAAUAUGACGAAUGGUUCAAGCCCAAGGUGAAGCUGGGCCCGCGGCCUGUCAAUACAGCUGAAAAGGCCAAGAGACCAGCAGUGGCAAGGGUUUCUGCGCUUCCUGCGAACUUCAAACCUGCGAUCAAGAAGCAAGAGCCAGCGAGACCGAAAUCUUCUGGCCAGGAGUCAGUAUCGACUGCAUCCGCUCCUCGAGCACCUGCCCCUACUGCGCCGACAGGCUUCGUCCCUCCUCCGAUUCCUGAUACUCCCGAAUACAAGCCUCGACCGAUUUCGCGUGGCAGCGUAAAAUCGGCACCCUCUCACAAAUCAACCAUGACCCCCGACAAACUCAGAUUGAUGAAGGCCAUUGAGCUACGGAAGAAGCAGCUCCGGAAGUCCCAGGAGCAACAGGCGACGAAGCCACCCUCAGAUGAUGCUCCCGAAGUUCCGAGGAUAUCGGACGCACGAGUGUCGAGUCCACAGGAGACACGGUCUGAAGAACCCCAGGAACAAGAAACGGAAACCACUACCGACGAUGAGAGCCAUCCGCAGUCAACCAAAGCCGAUUCCGGCAUCGAAAUACGAAGUGAUAAACACGACAGUCAAGAUGAGGAUCAUCGCGGAGCUCCCAUAGAGCAGAUGCCUGUCCUGCAGGAACAAGGCCCACCAGAUGCGAGUCAUGCUCUAGCAGGGGAACAUGCUUCCCCACUCGACACCGAUGAACGCUCGAAGGUAGGGGAAGAUAUUGUCGAGACUACGUCCUCAGAGCAGCAGGCCGACGAACUAUCUUCAGUUGAGAGCCAGACCACAGAACGUCCUUCGAGACGAGAUCAUGUAAAGGAGGAGAGCGCAGCUGUUCCAACAAUCGUCAUGGAGGAUGGAUCACGCCCGAGGACUUCGAAUGGAGCAGAGCACACUGAGGAACGAGAUAACGAAAGCGAAAGCCAUGGCGAUGAGGACCUCUCUACCAACAGCGAGAACUUGCAUGACGCACCAACAUCACCGAAACAACAGGACAGCGACCUAGCGAAGCGAAGGCGAGGUUUUGUAGAGCCUCUGCAGGUUGAAGUGCCCUCAGGAAACCCAGAUGACUUUUUGUCGGACGAUGAUGAUCUGCUAGAUGAACUGCACGACGCCACAUUCGAGGAGGCAACACCAAUUAUGGUGGCAAGGUCACCUCUCACUCCUGGGCUUCCCAUAGCACGCAAAGCGAGCGCUGAUGGUGGUUCUGUGCGUUCUGUCAACAUCCAACGACCGGCCACAGCUGGAGCUGAGAGAUCUGUCGAUGACCGACCUUCUCCUGAGAGUGCAGUUCCCGCCCUUUCACCCACGCCACCACCAGAGAAGUACGAUCCCGUUACUGGUCUGGCGAGGAACGUCUCUUCGGGCAUUUCGAAGCGCAUCCAAGCACUCGAAGCUGCAGGAUACAGCAGCAUGCAAUCGCGGCCUUUGACUCCAGAAACUUCACCAGGCGGCUACCAGGAGGCGAAAGAGCGAAAGGCUUCCGCUAAACGUCCGACUUCUUUCAGGAGACAUAGCAGCAACCGUGCAAGCCAGAUGCCCACGUCACAUCCUUCCGCCUCUGUGGUUGCCCCUAGCUGGAGCAUUCAGCAUGAUCCUGCAACGAACAAGAAUUCCGUUUCUGUCACAGCUCGCAUCGUACGUCCAAGCGUGAUAGACGAGUCCGAAUCCGACGUUGGGCCUCUGCAACACUCAGAGCUCAUCAUGAACCGUCAGCGAGAGUCUACUGCAACGACACCAACGACUGGCGAGCCACCGUCGCUCAACACGUCAAGGACUCAGUCUGUGCAGUCGAUGGAGUCAGCGCACACGCUGUCUCCAAUGUCUCGCAACUCUGGCGAGUUCAGAACCAUGCAUUCGGCAAGUCGAUUUGGCAGGCACAGACAAGCCUCAUCGCCAGCUCUAGACGACUUCCCCCCACCGCCGUCAAGCAGCAGGAAUCAAUCGCAAAUGUCGCUCGCAUCGAAUGACGAGAACGUCGCUCCUAAGGAGGGCGGCCGAACGAGUCGUUUCUUCAAGCGCAUGAGCACCAUCCCCUUCGGCGCGUCGAAGAGGAAGAGCACCGCACAGUCCAACAGCACCACGAGUCUCGCCAGCAGCGACGGCGGCAACAAACCCAGUCAACGAAUCAGUGUAACUGCGGAGAAGGACACGCCACCCGCAGUCGUGGUGGGCGAUCUGAACGUGCAGUUCCCUGACUCGCUGCUCUGGAAACGCCGCAUCGUCACAAUCAACGACUCGGGCUUCCUCCAGUUCGCCAUCGCCCAAGCCAUGGACAUCCACAAAGGCGUCGCCCUGAAGAAGUUCGCCCUCACCGACUUCAAACCCCCUUACGCGCCGGAUCCGGAUAGCCAGGAACUCCCCUAUUCGGUCGUGAUGGAGUUCCACGACGGCACCACCCUACAGGCCGCCUGCGAGGAUGCCAUGACGCAGCGGCAGGUGCUGCAUCUCCUCAAGACGUAUUGGAGGGCUUGGGCGGCGUAA